GUCAAUGCGGCAUGAAAAAAUUCUUAUUUAGAGAAUAAAUAUUGUCAUUUUUAUACUUUUAAGCAAGAUGCUUUGCCCUGAAGUAAAUAAUUUUCCACCGCCAAAAACUACGUGUACAGUGCGGAAAAACUUAAAUAUAGAGAAAACAGAAACCAUAAUAAACUUGAAUAACUUUUAUAGAAGUGCUAUAAUAACUUUUCCUGAUGAAUUAAAUGUACCGAGUUUUAUUCAAGAGUGUUUUCUAGAUGACAGUGAUUACUACAAGAUCUUAAAUUGUCCUGUGGUUGAGUUUAUUGAUCCCGUCUUCAUCGAAACUUUCGUACGAAAAGGGAGGUUAUAUUGUUUAUCAGUUAAUAAAAGUUGUAUAACUCACAACAGCGUCGCAAUAACACCAGAUGGAAUAUUAACAUUGAAUAUAACAGAUUAUGUUUAUCAGACGCUUGGUUUGGAAGGAAUAAAGAGGCCGCAUAAUUUUCACGAAGUUCGGAUAGAUUUAAAAGAUAUAAAGCGGAGUGAAAAGUUAAAAAAUGCUUUAAGCAAGUUAGAGCUGUUUAAUUUCUAUAUAUCUUGGGAGCCACACGAUGAAAACAUAUGCCCGUCUACAAUAGCAAAAUACUUUAGUGAUAAAAACUACACAUUGUCACAACAUGCCUUACAAGCUAAAAAUCUAUCUCCGGAGGUUACCACAAUACCAUCUCUAAUUGAAAUAGAUAUAGAUGAAGUAGUCGAAUGGUUGGGGAUGCUAGCACACAACGCUAAUUUGACACCAGAAGAGAAUUACAUAAGUGCAUACUAUGUACCAGAUAGUGGAACAAAUUUGCAGUCAACGAGAGUUGCAGUACUUAUCAUAAAGGGGUUUAUGACACCGAAUAUAAUGAAUAAAGCAUGCAAGGCAAUAUCGGAAUAUGUUUUAACUAGAGAACUAGAGAAUUACUGGGCAGCAUUGAGCAUACAAACUGUGGAAGAAAGUCUAUAUCAAUGGAAUUUUAGCAGUCAAAGAAUGUUCCAAUCACACAACUCAUCUUGUAAUAUAUUUUUUACACACAAUGAUCAAGUCAUUUACUCUGUAGGACAAUUAAAGUAUUCUUGAUAAAUCA
Messenger RNA from Colias croceus (clouded yellow), 1097 nucleotides. Its product is annotated as ribonuclease P protein subunit p40-like. The record is from RefSeq and is a predicted model, not a curated record. The coding region runs from base 68 to 1090 and encodes 340 amino acids. The transcript has a single exon. Lineage: Eukaryota; Metazoa; Arthropoda; Insecta; Lepidoptera; Pieridae. Gene Ontology annotation, molecular function: ribonuclease MRP activity; ribonuclease P activity. Gene Ontology annotation, cellular component: multimeric ribonuclease P complex; ribonuclease MRP complex. Gene Ontology annotation, biological process: tRNA 3'-end processing; tRNA 5'-leader removal; endonucleolytic cleavage in ITS1 to separate SSU-rRNA from 5.8S rRNA and LSU-rRNA from tricistronic rRNA transcript (SSU-rRNA, 5.8S rRNA, LSU-rRNA).